AUGUUUACUAGCAACAAAACUCAGACCAGCAUUAAUUCCCAAAAGACUACCCUUUGCUUCUCCAUUGCCGAUAAAGUGGGUGCCUUGGAGGAUUGCCUGUCAGCUAUCAAGGCUACCAACGUCUCGCUCACCCGUAUCGAGUCCCGCCCAAGCCAGACCAAGGAUUGGGACUAUGACUUCUUUAUUGAUCUUGAUGGUGUCAAUGCUAUCAAGGUAAAGGAAGUUGUCGAGAAGCUGCGUGCACACACAAAGGAUGUGCGUGUAAUUGGAGCCGAGUCCACUAAUGGAAACGUCCCUUGGUUCCCACGCAAACUGUCAGAUUUGGAUUCUUUUGCCGACAAAGUGAUGGAAAUGGGAGAGGAACUCAGCUCUGACCACCCGGGAGCAAAAGACCCAGUCUAUCGUGCUCGUAGAGCCGAGAUUACAAAGAUUGCCAAGACUUAUCGCACCGGGAUGGCCGUUCCUGAAAUCAAAUACACUGCAGAGGAGAAUGAGACCUGGGGAAAGGUUUACAAGCAUUUGACGGCCAUGUACCCCACCCACGCCUGUCGUGAACAUCUUUAUGUCUUCCCUCUUUUGAUUCAGAACUGUGGCUACGGUCCAGACAAAAUUCCUCAGAUUGAACAGAUAUCUCGUUUCCUCAAAGACUGCACUGGCUUUACAAUUCGACCUGUCAUGGGUCUACUUUCCAGCCGGGACUUUUUAAACUCGUUUGCUUUUCGUGUAUUCUACUCUACCCAGUACAUUCGCCAUUCAUCAAAGCCACUGUACACUCCUGAGCCAGACUGUUGUCACGAAUUACUUGGACAUGUCCCAUUGUUUGCAGACCCUGACUUUGCAGACUUUUCUCAAGAGAUCGGUCUAGCUUCCCUUGGUGCAUCUGAUGAAGAUAUUUCACGACUCGCUACAAUCUUUUGGUUCACAGUAGAGUUUGGUCUUUGCCGACAAGACGGAGAGAUUCGUGCAUUUGGUGCUGGUUUACUGAGUUCAUUUGGAGAAUUGGAAUACUGUCUGUCAGGAAAACCAGAAAUUCGGCCAUUUGAUCCUACAAAGACAGCAGUACAAUCUUAUCCCAUCACAGAAUUCCAGCCUGUAUAUUAUGUAGCAGAAUCAUUUAAAGAUGCACAAGAAAAGGUUCGAGAAUUUGCAGCCAACAUGAAGCGGCCGUUUUCAGUUCGAUACAAUGCAUUGACUCAAUCAAUUGAAGUACUGGACUCAAAGGAAAAGGUGGUUCGAUUUGCAAGGAAUAUUCGGGACGAUAUGAAGACUCUGACUACAGUACUUGAUUCAAUGAUGUGA
Messenger RNA from Phycomyces blakesleeanus NRRL 1555(-), 1299 nucleotides. RefSeq lists its product as hypothetical. Gene Ontology annotation, molecular function: oxidoreductase activity, acting on paired donors, with incorporation or reduction of molecular oxygen, reduced pteridine as one donor, and incorporation of one atom of oxygen; prephenate dehydratase activity; iron ion binding. The transcript has 7 exons. Lineage: Eukaryota; Fungi; Mucoromycota; Mucoromycetes; Mucorales; Phycomycetaceae. Gene Ontology annotation, biological process: L-phenylalanine biosynthetic process. Bases 1 to 1299 code for a protein of 432 amino acids. The record is from RefSeq and is a predicted model, not a curated record.